Molecule: messenger RNA, 2268 nt
Organism: Microtus oregoni (creeping vole)
Lineage: Eukaryota; Metazoa; Chordata; Mammalia; Rodentia; Cricetidae
Gene: Rcc1
Product: regulator of chromosome condensation 1
Exons: 11
Coding region: 93-1397 (434 amino acids)
Cellular component (GO): cytoplasm
Molecular function (GO): guanyl-nucleotide exchange factor activity
Source: RefSeq, a predicted model, not a curated record
CAGAGGCCCGCAGAGCGCAUGCUCCGGGCAGUUCGCCGCCGGCCGCCGAGCGCCGGAGUUGCUUGUGGCAGUCCCGCACGGAGGACAGGAAGAUGCCACCCAAGCGCAUAGCUAAGAGAAGGUCACCCCCAGAAGAUGCCAUUCCCAAAAGCAAGAAGGUGAAAGACCCUCGUAACCGCGGUCCUGCCGCCCGCUCCCGCCAAGUCUCACACAGGUCCCACAACACAGAACCAGGCUUGGUGCUGACACUGGGCCAGGGCGACGUGGGCCAGCUGGGGCUGGGUGAGAGUGUGCUGGAGAGGAAGAAGCCGGCCUUGGUACCCCUUCUACAAGAUGUUGUGCAGGCUGAGGCUGGGGGCAUGCACACUGUGUGUCUGAGCCAAAGUGGCCAGGUUUACUCCUUCGGCUGCAAUGAUGAGGGUGCCCUGGGAAGGGACACAUCAGUCGAGGGCUCAGAGAUGGUCCCUGGGAAAGUGGAACUGCAGGAGAAGGUGGUGCAGGUGUCAGCAGGAGACAGUCACACAGCAGCCCUUACCGAAGAUGGCCGUGUCUUCCUCUGGGGCUCUUUCCGGGACAAUAAUGGUGUGAUUGGGUUGUUGGAGCCCAUGAAGAAAAGCAUGGUACCUGUUCAAGUGCAGCUGGACGCACUUGUGGUAAAGGUAGCCUCAGGGAACGACCACUUGGUAAUGCUGACAACUGAUGGAGACCUCUACACCUUGGGUUGUGGGGAGCAAGGUCAGCUGGGGCGUGUUCCUGAGCUAUUUGCCAACCGAGGUGGCCGCCAGGGCCUUGAGCGACUCCUGGUCCCCAAGUGUGUGCUGCUGAAAUCCAGGGGGAGUCGGGGCCGUGUGCGCUUCCAGGAUGCCUUCUGUGGUGCCUAUUUCACUUUUGCCAUCUCCCGUGAGGGCCAUGUCUAUGGCUUUGGCCUCUCCAACUAUCACCAGCUUGGAACUCCAGGCACUGGAUCUUGCUUCAUUCCUCAGAACUUGACAUCCUUUAAGAAUUCCACCAAGUCCUGGGUGGGCUUCUCAGGUGGCCAGCACCAUACAGUCUGCAUGGAUUCGGAAGGAAAAGCAUACAGCCUGGGCAGAGCUGAGUAUGGGCGGCUAGGCCUUGGGGAGGGUGCUGAGGAGAAGAGUAUACCUACCCUCAUUUCCCGGCUGCCUGUCGUCUCCUCAGUGGCCUGUGGGGCAUCUGUGGGCUAUGCUGUGUCCAAGGAUGGUCGUGUUUUUGCAUGGGGCAUGGGCACCAACUACCAGCUGGGAACUGGGCAAGAUGAAGAUGUCUGGAGCCCUGUGGAAAUGACUGGCAAACAGCUAGAGAACCGUCUGGUCUUAAGUGUGUCCAGCGGGGGCCAACACACAGUCUUAUUAGUUAAGGACAAGGAACAGAGCUGAUGAAGUCUUUGUGGGCCUGGCUUCUGGCCCCCAAUCCAGCUUCACAGAACAGGAAAACGGCCAGCAACAGAUUCCAGAAGGCCCCUCCCCAGCCCUGACAGCUAUCAUCUCCUGUCUUUUCCCAUCACCACAGCAGAGCCCUUUUCUUCUGUUUCGUCCUCUUUUCUAGAAUCAUCCUGGGACUUGCAGGAUGAGGGAGGAUGGGAAGGGGGUCUCGUAAGGAACUUUGCUUACCCUAGACUUACGUCAUUAGACCUUUCCCUUCACUGCUCUGCCUCCUGUGGUCGUCGUAGGCCCAUUGCCUGCAGAGCCCAAAGCUUCCUGCCCACACUCUGAAAAGCUGGGAACUCCAUCAAGCCCCCCUUCCCCUGUGCCACUUCUUAUUCCUGCCACUAGCUUACAAGGAGACAGGUGGUGACACAGUCAUCAGAUCCAGUUGUCAUGGACCAUGCCUGGGGAGAUCUGGACAAAGGCUUUACAAGGCUGUGGGUGACCCUAAGCCAAAAAUCUGCCACUAAACAGGUGUCCAUGGGCAAAAACAGUGACCCAUUUGAAAAAAAAAUCCAACUAGCUUGCCCAAAAGCACAAAGCACCCACUGUGUCUUGGGCAUUGCCUGUGCAUUCCCCAUUCAGUCAGUCUUUCUGUCCCAGAAGACUGGAAAGCCUCGCUGGGGGCUCUGCUAGGCAGUCAAGGCAGGGUAUUGGGCAGGGGUGGGGUUGGAGGCCAAAGCUUGGAGGAACAGAGGCUGGUCCUAUGAAAAGGAGGUAACAGUGGCUGAGAGGAUAGUUUUGAUUUUUUUUAAUUAUAAAAUAUUUUGGAGGGGGGGAGUGAAAUCUUUUAACACUUUGAAUAAAUUUAGAGUUUUUUAAA